Dioszegia hungarica is the source of this 213-nucleotide messenger RNA. RefSeq lists its product as uncharacterized. The record is from RefSeq and is a predicted model, not a curated record. Bases 1 to 213 code for a protein of 70 amino acids. The transcript is spliced from 4 exons. NCBI's taxonomy places the organism in Eukaryota, Fungi, Basidiomycota, Tremellomycetes, Tremellales, Bulleribasidiaceae.
AUGGCGUCGACCUACAGGUAUCUGCAACGCGCAGCUCACGAAUCGCCCGUCAUCUUCUACUCCCUCGUCAUCGGCUUCACCGGCCCACUAAUGGUCAUGACCGUCCCUCCUAUCCGAAAGUCAAUGGGCUGGAAGCCAGCUGAGCGUGUACCAACCACCUUCCCAUUACCCAAUCGCGCAAGACAACCCGUUUCAGGAUACGAAGAUCCAUAG